AUGGCGGCGGGGCGGGGCGCGGCGGGCCGAGGCGGGGCGCGCGCCGCCAUGUUUGUAUUCAAAAAUAACUCGUCCACUAUUAAAGUCUCCCUGAAGCGCAACAACAAAGCGCUGGCGCUGGCCCUCAACGCGGAGAAGGCCAACGCGCAGCGGCUCACCCAGGAGAGAGCGGUCCUGCAGAAGGAGGUGGAGCAGUGCCACUUCCACAACGCUGCUCUGCGCCACAAGCUCUGCUUCCUGAAUAGCACUCUGAAAGAAAUGGAAAAACUCAUGGCAGUGAUUAAGACAGCCCGGCUCUCUGAGUUCUAUACAAGUUUUGCCUCUGUGUCCAAUGACCAGAACAACAACAAAACAGAAGAUAGCUGGGCUGAUGAUACCACAGAUGGUCAGCUUGUGAGGCCUGCAGUGGUGCUCUUGAAAGCACCCGUUUCCAAGCAAUGUGAUGAGGGAAGGAAAAAUGGUAGCUCUUCAGCAGUACAAACAUCCGCAGUUGAUCUCCAGCCACCAGUUCCCAAUAAGACCCAGGAGUUUGUGCCUGUUGUCUCCAGAGAUACCUUACCACAAGAGCUGGGUGAAAAUGUGAAGAAGCCCCAUGAAGCAAUAGAAACAAGAGAGGCUUCUGUUGAAUGUCAUGUCCUUGGAGAGUGUUCGCUUGCCACCCAACAAGAUCCCAGCAGUUUGCCAGUGCUUACGUGGGAAAGUCAUCCUCUUUCACAUGAGGAUGACGAGAUGGUGAAAGAUUUCUGUGAUCGUCUCUCACAAGGGCACAUUACUCAGCGGAGGAAGCGUUCUACCCUAUUUGCAACAAGCACUCCGUUUUCAGCCGAGGAUUUCUUCUCACGCAUUGGAUCAACUCAAGUGUCCCAGUGGAGUAUUAGAAAGGACAGUAGCAACUCCAACAAAAAUAAUACGCAGCAACAGCUGAAAUCACCCAGCUCCCUGGCUUCACCUGCUCAAACUGCUGUUGAUUCUGACAUAAAAGCUGUGGGUGAAGAAGUGCUGAAUGAUCAGCCACAGACCAAAGAAACUGUGUGUGAUACUGAAAUAGAUCCCAAGUGUAGCCAAGUUCCUGAACUUGUUCCUGUAAAAGUUAGAAGCAAAGGUAAUGGCAAAACCACGGCUGCUAAAACAGAUGUUAAAAAGGCUAGCACAAGAAAAAGGAAAAGCAACUCAAUUAAAAACAAUGCAAAAGAUGUCCCUGAUGCACCUAAGGAUGAAGACAGCACCCAAAAUGCACAUAAACUUCAGCCGAAAGCAAUGGCAAAUUCUACUGGGUCUGAAGUUCCUGAGAUGAGGCAGGUUGUUUGUGGGGAGGCUUUGGAAGGGAAGAACAGAGGUUAUGGUGCAUGCCUACAUUCUAACUUUCCUGAUAAAGUCCGAGGUCCCAGAAGAACCUAUGUUGUGAAUCCAGCACAGUUGCAUAAUCUCCAAAGUGGAGACUUACUGCAACAGGGUGAAAAGGAAGCUGUCUUGGAGAUGCAAAGUGUGGACAGCUUGUUGAAAAGCCCAGUUCAUACCUUCUCCACUCAUAAAUCUCCCUCAGAUGAUCACAGUCUACAAUGCUCACUUUCCUUAAAGAAAGAGACUUCAGGUAUAUGUACUUUGCAGCAGGACUCAUCAAGUGUGAGCACAAAGGGCACGAGACGGAAAACCAGCAGGAAAACUAGAGUCAUUUCGCAAAGAAGUGACUCUGAUGAGGAGUAUGUGCCAAAGAGUGUGAAAAUGUCUGAGGCUAAAGCUGAGGAACAGCCCAAAAGCAGCAAGACAAGCAGGAGGAAGACUGUCAGGGAAAGCAAUGGUAACGAUCAGAGAAAUGAAAUGGAGGUUUCUGCACCACGUAUAGGUGUUCAAGGAGUAGCUAAGGAGAGUGCAAAAGAUUUGCCAGAUUAUCCUCAAUGUAGCAGAAAAACUUACGUUAUACGUCCUUUGGAUCUUCCAAGAAACUUGGAUUGUAUCGAGACAGAUUUUGAACGGGAAGAAGUUGCACCUUCUGAGUGCAUUCCUGGGAGCAAAGCUAGCAAAAUUCCCAGAAGUAAAAAGCUGGUGACAGCUCAGAACAAAAAGAAACGGACGGGGGAUCUUCAAGAAAAGGGACAGAGUCACAACAACAUGAAUGCCCUAAAAAAAGAUCUCUGUCUCAUACCAAAGCUGCAGAGCACCUGUAAUCCUACAGAGACUGAUCUCCUGGCCAGACAGAGUGAUGGAGCCAGACUGCUUCCUGGAAGUUCAGCAGAACCUGUGUACAGGCAAGCUGUCCUGCCAGAGAAGUUCUCCUACAUCAAAGAUGUUCUCUCCAAGCCAGAGGCCUUCCAUGAGGAGCAAAUAGCUGAGAUCUCACUUACAAAUAAUCUUAUGAACCUUUCGGACAGUCUUGAAUCCUCCACUGUAAGGUGUUCUGUAGGUUUGCUGCUUGGCUCCAGUCUUACAGAUCUACCUGUCUCCAGGACCUUAGGUACUGAGGACUGCAAAAUCCCAAAGAAAUCUUCUGCUUGUCCAGAGAAUGUUCUGACAUUUAAAGAAAGGAGUGCGGAGGAAAUACUGGAAGGAAGAAACCAGGCUGAGUUAUGUUCUAAAGAACAUUUCCAGAGUCCAUCUUUGAAGAAACCUGGCAUGGAUACUGGGAAAAAGGCAGAGAUCAUGUGCUGA
Messenger RNA from Tinamus guttatus (white-throated tinamou), 2646 nucleotides. Its product is annotated as shugoshin 2. The record is from RefSeq and is a predicted model, not a curated record. Lineage: Eukaryota; Metazoa; Chordata; Aves; Tinamiformes; Tinamidae. Gene Ontology annotation, cellular component: chromosome, centromeric region; kinetochore. Gene Ontology annotation, biological process: meiotic sister chromatid cohesion.